GGGAAAAGCCGGUGAGUACAAAGAUUAUGCUGCUGAGAAGGCGAAAGAGUCUAAGGAUUCUGCCGUGGGCAAAGCUGGUGAGUACAAAGACUAUACAGCACAGAAGGCAGGGGAAUAUACAGAGUUUGCUGCACAAAAGGCAAAAGAGGCGGAGGAUACUACGCUGGGAAAAGCCGGUGAGUACAAAGAUUAUGCUGCUGAGAAGGCGAAAGAGUCUAAGGAUUCUGCCGUGGGCAAAGCUGAUGAGUACAAAGACUAUACAGCACAGAAGGCAGGGGAAUAUACAGAGUUUGCUGCACAAAAGGCAAAAGAGGCGAAGGAUAUUACAUUGGGAAAAGCUGGUGAGUACAAAGAUUAUGCUGCAGAGAAGGCAAAGGAGACCAAGGAUUCUGCAAUGGAGAAGGCAGGGGAAUAUACAGAUUAUGCUGCACAGAAGGCCAAGAAGACCAAGGAUGCUACGCUGGAAACAGCCGGUGAAUACAAAGACUAUGCUGCAGAAAAGGCUAGUGAAUACAAGGACUAUGCGGCAGAUAAGGCUAAGCAAGCAAAGGAUACGACAUUGGAGAAAGCUAAGGAAGCAAAAGAUGCAACAAAGAACAAAGCUGGAGAAUAUAAGGAUUAUGCAGCAGACACGGCUAAGCAAGCGAAGGAUACAACAAUGGAGAAAGCAGAAGAAGCAAAAGAUACAACAAUGCAGAAGGCUGGGGAGUACAAGGACUAUGCUUCAGACAAGGCUAUGCAAGCAAAAGAUACAACAAUGGAGAAAGCUGGUGAAUACAAGGAUUACACUGCUGAGAAGGCCGUAAAGGGAAAGGAUACUACUGUUGGCAAAAUUUCUGAACUGAAGGAUUCAGCAGCCGAUGCUGCAAGGAAGGCUGUGGACUAUUUGACUGGGAAGAAAGAAGAGGCAAAGCAGACGGCUCAAGAGACCACUGACGCAACAAAGCAGAAGGCACAAGAGACUGGUGAAGCAGCUAAACAGAAGGCACAAGAAACUGGUGAAGCAGCAAAGCAGAAGGCUCAAGAGACCACUGACGCAGCAAAACAGAAGGCACAAGAGACAGCUGAAGCAGCAAAACAGAAGACACAAGAGACUACUGAAGCUGCCAAGGAAGAGUACCAAGGAACCAGGGAAGAAGCAAGAAGGAAAAUGGAAGAGAUGAAACUGGAAGGAGAAAGGGACAAGGAUGAGGAUACAAGGAGAGCCGAAGCAGAAAGUGGGGAUGGCGGCAUAUUCGGUGCCUUAGGCAUUGUAAAGGACGCCAUCAAAGAUAAACUGACUCCACAUCCAACAGAAGCAAAAGAAGAGAUCCGAGAGACACGCGAACCCGGAGUUCCAAAGGCGGGGGAGAGAUUGGCGGUGGACAAGGAGGGGAUUCCAAUUGUAACGGCGGUGGAUGUAGUGGAGACUCCGGUUGUGGAGAUUGACGUGGAGGAGAAGCCUGCUGGGGCGACGGCUUCGGCAGUGGAGUUUGACGUGGUGGAGACGCCUGCUGGAGCGAAAGCGACUGACCAGAUGAGUGGUCAAACAUUCAACGACGUCGGACGGUUGGAUGAUGAGGGCCGCGUGCGUGUGGACCGUCCUGGAGGGAUGUAGGCUAAUGCACUUGUGGGCUUCUGUCAAGACUCUCGUUUCCUUGUUAUAAUCUGUCGAAGUUUGUGUGUUUCUGUAUUGAAAUAUGUUAAUAGAUGGGCUUCUCCUUCCCGAAAA
Molecule: messenger RNA, 1711 nt
Organism: Olea europaea var. sylvestris
Lineage: Eukaryota; Viridiplantae; Streptophyta; Magnoliopsida; Lamiales; Oleaceae
Product: late embryogenesis abundant protein ECP63-like
Exons: 3
Coding region: 395-1597 (400 amino acids)
Source: RefSeq, a predicted model, not a curated record